AUGUCCGCUACGGAUAGGCCCGGAACAAAGCGCGUAUCACGCAGGUCACAUCACAAGUCUCGCCUAGGAUGUAGUAAUUGUAAAAUUCGGCACAUGAAGUGUGACGAGAAUAAGCCUGUCUGUGCGAAUUGCUCCAAACAUUCCAUAGAAUGCGACUUCACCGUUGCUAGACAUGCGACUACAGAGCCGGAGACGUCAUGUGGUUCCACAUCGUCUUCGUUAACGGCCACUUCGCGCAAUCGAUUUCGUAUCUAUCAACGCUCUGUCGUUCAGAUGAGAAAGAAGAACCAGAACACUUCCGAGCAAAAGUCUCCGACGUACAACUCGGUGGGAGUGCAAUGCAAUCUGAGCGUGUCCGUGUCGAACCAUGGGAUCUCCUUCGCAGACCUCCAUCUCUUCUAUCAUUAUGUAGCUUCAACAUCACGGACAUUGCAAGACGGGACGGAUGACACCAAUAAAUGGCAGCUCAUCAUUGAACAGAAUCUUUCAUAUCGCCCGUUUCUUCAUCUUCUGCUAGCAUUCGCUGCUUUGCAUCUUAGUCGCCAGCGGCCAGAAUCGAGAGAGGAGUAUGUGAAGCAGGCCGAUGACCAUUAUACGCUAGGGAUUCAACAUACUACGUCAGAAAUUUCGGGCCUUGACGUGGAGUCAUGUCAACGUGUAUACCUAGCGACUGUAUUAAUUUGCUUGGUCGGCUUUGGAAGGGGCCUUCGGCCCGGAGAGUACCUCGUGUUUAGCGAUUCUGGUCCAGGUGAAUGGUAUAAGCUUUUAUACGGUGUGAAGACGACCAGAGAAUCCUAUCGAGAUAAUGUUUUUGUCGGUGUUCUGUCCCCUGAAGUUGACUUGAUAUCAAAAGAUAUCAGUCCAGAGCUGCGUGAUGAAUUAUUAGAGCAUUGGGAUUACCUUCGAAGGCUGCAGAUUUGGCUCAGUGCGCAAACACCAGACGAAAGCAUUCGGAAGUUGUCUCAGUUUGCCAUUCAAACUCUUCGUCAUACCUUCCACGAAGUGUACCAGCAUCGAUCCAACGCAAAGGGAGGUGUAGGCUUGAUGCACAUCAUAUUGGGCUGGUUAUAUCGAUUACCCCAAGAUUUUGUAUCGUAUAUUGAGCAGAAAAGCCCAUUUGCUUUGGUGAUUCUUGCUAAUUGGGCUAUGCUAUUGAAAUACAUGAGGUCGGUUUGGUUUAUGGAAGGCUGGGAUGUCCACAUUACUUCUCACAUCCGCAAAGUUGUUACCGCAGAGUUUCAAGCAUGGGCUGAGUGGCCGCUACACCAUGUCCAAAAAAGAGACGAAUAG
This is a messenger RNA of Talaromyces amestolkiae, 1290 nucleotides long. RefSeq lists its product as uncharacterized. NCBI's taxonomy places the organism in Eukaryota, Fungi, Ascomycota, Eurotiomycetes, Eurotiales, Trichocomaceae. The transcript has 2 exons. Gene Ontology annotation, biological process: regulation of transcription by RNA polymerase II. Gene Ontology annotation, molecular function: DNA-binding transcription activator activity, RNA polymerase II-specific; zinc ion binding. The record is from RefSeq and is a predicted model, not a curated record. The coding region runs from base 1 to 1290 and encodes 429 amino acids.